AUGGCAACUAUGGACGCUAACCCCGAAAAGCUCAAAAUCAAAAUGUUCCAGGUCGCCAUGGACAAUUUCCAUCAGUACCCAUACAACCUCAACUUAGGACAUACGACAGAGAAGGUCAAGUUUUUCCGCGACUUUCGACAGCAUUUUGACCAGACCAAGAGCCACAUCCUGCUGGUGUUGAGGCCAAAUGUUAAGGGAUUCCGACGAAAGCUCAUAGAAAAACUCAUUCGUGUGGAGUUCCAUGACGCCGGCCUGCGCGAUGUCAACUCCGGCGCCUCCCCCUCGACCUCAACCACUGCUUCAGGGCAGCCACCCACAACGGGCUUUUCGAUUGCUCCUGGGAUCGAACCUGGCACCAGCGUUAUUAACUUCGCUAGCUACUAUCAUGAUUAUCCAACCAGCUGGAACAGCGUGGAUGAUGCCAAGGUGUUCACGGUGUCUAACUCUGGCCAUCUGGAAGACCUGCUCGGAAUUAGUUCAACGUCCACUCCAUGCGAUAGCAGACAGCCUGAUGGGAAAUCGACGUCUCUCAACCAACAGGGCGUUACACUACGAAGGGAUCCUGUCUGCCGCUUCAUCUUCCUGCCGACUUCGCCUGCCGCUCGUCGAAUCAAGAUCACCGAAGAAUUGCUUCUCAAAAUCCUGACAUACCAUCAAGUGUCGCCAUGCUUCCUCAACCUCAUUUCCUACUUUGGCCACGAACCCCUUUCUGGCGCUGGAGACCUCUUCUUUGGCGGCUUUCGGAGUCUCAAGUCCUUCUCAGAACCAGUCUUUGGUCUUGAAGCUCUUGGCCGCAGCGGCUACCACUACCAGCUCGCCUUUGAGUUCCGGACGGUUUUCCGCCCGUCAUCACAGCCCGCAGAGUACGGCGAUGACUGGCAACCGGGGGGGAGGAAGCCUCACAGACUCUCGGGCGAGCCUGAUGUUAACGAAUAUGAUCGCAACAAUCCGCUUCUCUGGCCCGUGAACCAGUGCGUCAUCUACCACCACUUUGAUGUCGAGAACGGGAGAAGCCUGUGGCUGAUGACAGCGGACGAUGACGGACCCAACAAUCAGCUGACCGCUUCGGAGGCCGGACUGGGACCUCGGUUCCGGGACAUCAAGGAUUCGCGAUUCACCAUCGACGUUGGCUCCAACAGCCCCAUCGAGGAGCGCUUCAGGGCCAGCUUGUCGGUGGUGCUCUGGCUGGCGGACUGGUUGUUGAGCGAGUACGGCCAGUAUAUUACAACCCUGGACGAUGACCUGCAGCAAAUGACUCAAAUCUACGUUGGAAAAGUGACGGGGAACGACGGGAGACCUGUGAGCGAGUAUGGGCUCAAGUACCUGAACGGCUACAUGGAAAAGGUAGACGAGGUCAUUGUGGCGCUGCAGGGCAACCUGCGCGUGUGCCGGGCCAUCAUCAAAUUCUACCGUGACGAGCUGCUCCAAGACCGCAAGCUCAGGGCUCGGAAGCUCGCGUGGACAACGGAUAAGGCAUCCCGUGCUAGGAUUCGCGAGCAUCUCGACGAAUUUCUUGACAGGAUGCGGUGGACGUGUACAUCGAUGCAGGAAAUGCACCGCCGGGCUCUUAUAAUCAAGCAGGUGGGCGCGAGGCGCGAGAAUACGCUCCACCGAUUAGUCCAGAACCGUGACCUUCAAACCACCAACAACCUCGCUAAAGCUACCAACGAGCUUACCGUCGUCACAAACAGGGACUCGAGCACCAUGCGGGUGUUCUCCGCCAUCACGCUGAUCCUGCUCCCCGCGUCGGUCGUGUCAACAGUUUUUUCGGCCGGCAUCGUAGACUUCCAAGAGCGAAGCGGCGAAUUCGUGGGGAACUGGUCCGGCCCCGCGGCCGUGUGGUGGGCCGGCAUCACCAUCGUGCUGACAGUUCUGGUCCGAUGGUUCGGCGAGCGGUGGCGCAAACGCGCCAUCGCUGCCGCCACGAACCCUGGGACGGCGACCAGCAACGAGUCCUGGAUGACACAGGUGCGUCGUACCAUCAACGACUGGCGCAGCCACGCGCACCCCUACAAGUUCCGGGUCCGGGUUAGGUACGACAGGGUCGUGGAUCUCCUGAAGACGCCUGUGAUCAAGCUUAGGGCUUUCCGCCUCCGCGCUUCGCUCGGAGGUGGUGACAACCAGCUAGCACAAGGGAUCAGUUGCCGGUGUCGCCGUCACCGCCCCUCUCAUCCCCUGGACCGGAUCGAGGUGGUGAAGCCGUGGCUGAAGAUAGAGCAUUUCGGCCAUCCGGCAAUGGCCCACCCCAACCGUUGA
Parathielavia appendiculata is the source of this 2256-nucleotide messenger RNA. RefSeq lists its product as uncharacterized. The transcript is spliced from 4 exons. The coding region runs from base 1 to 2256 and encodes 751 amino acids. The record is from RefSeq and is a predicted model, not a curated record. Lineage: Eukaryota; Fungi; Ascomycota; Sordariomycetes; Sordariales; Chaetomiaceae.